AUGCUGAUGAGGACCAUUUUGACGCUCCUUCUUGCCGCUGGCAUCGCUCACUGCCAGACACCGCCAGGCUUUGAACCAUCGACAGAAAACAAGCUGGGUGUCAAAUUUGGAAAUAGGGUCAGGGCAGACAAUGGCAAUAAGCUCGAAAAAGCUGAUACUCAGAGUAUACCGCGCUUGGACCUCAAGUUCCUAAUCGAUGACGUCGAUUCCUCCUUCCUCUUCGCGGAAACAUCGACUUCAUCUUCCCAUUAUAUUGUGUUCAUGAUUGAUCUCGACGUUCCCCGAAACGGCACCACAGUUCCUUUCUUGCAUUGGUACCAGCCUAAUUUUGGCCUAAAUAGGAAAACCGGAAAGCUGUUGCCCCCAAAAUCCAGCGAACCUGCCAAAGCGGAAUAUGUCGGACCUUCACCGCCACCUGGACCAGCGCAUCGUUACGUCGAACUGUUGUUUAAUCAACCUUUUUACUAUGAGUUUCCGGAAGAGUUUGACAGGUAUCUAGAGAAAAAGUCGUCAGCACGAGUGGGCUUUGAGAUCAAUGAUUUCGUGAAAGCGGCCAAGCUGCAGAAACCCAUUGCUGGAAACUGGUUUUUGGUGCAAGAGACAGAAGAUUUGAGGGAAGAUUUGUGA
This is a messenger RNA of Talaromyces atroroseus, 627 nucleotides long. RefSeq lists its product as hypothetical. Gene Ontology annotation, biological process: regulation of Ras protein signal transduction; regulation of proteolysis. Lineage: Eukaryota; Fungi; Ascomycota; Eurotiomycetes; Eurotiales; Trichocomaceae. The record is from RefSeq and is a predicted model, not a curated record. Gene Ontology annotation, molecular function: peptidase inhibitor activity; phospholipid binding. The coding region runs from base 1 to 627 and encodes 208 amino acids. The transcript has 2 exons.